This is a messenger RNA of Laccaria bicolor S238N-H82, 1749 nucleotides long. RefSeq lists its product as uncharacterized. Bases 1 to 1551 code for a protein of 516 amino acids. The transcript is spliced from 2 exons. Lineage: Eukaryota; Fungi; Basidiomycota; Agaricomycetes; Agaricales; Hydnangiaceae. The record is from RefSeq and is a predicted model, not a curated record.
AUGCACCCGGCGCUGCUUAUUGACGAAGUCAUUCGAAACGUCUUUGACAUUUGCUCUGAACAGGGCUUAUAUACCCUCUCGCGUGCAGCCCGGUGCUGUAAAGCGUGGAAAGAUCCAGCUCUAGACUUUAUCUGGGUUAGGCUUCCCUCAGCUGAGCCCCUCCUCCGCCUUCUACCCGCCGUUUCUUAUGUCAAUGGCGAAUACAUUCUUUCAGGAUCAAUAUCAUUAUCGGAGAUGGAAACUUUCAAUUCGUAUGCCAGUCGAGUUGUGCAUAUCGUACAUCGAAAUGGAGUCAAGAUUCACCCGAAUGUCGCUAGUCUGAUGCUGAAGGAUGGCAAACAUGAGAUUCCCUUCCGCAUUUGCGCUCUUCCCAACCUUCGCACAGCACGAGUGUCUUCUACGACCUCUCCUGCUCUUGUCGAAACACUUAUCUACUGUGAAAAGCUUCGCGAAUUAGAUCUCGACUUUGGUUUCAAGACAAAAUCACCCCUUUUGGACGAUCAUAUCUACGAGUGCCUCAAUGAUGUUAUCAGACGCUCUGUGGAUCUUCGCAAACUCCAUGUUCGAGGCUUGGCCUCAAGCCGCUUCCAUGCCCUGGUUUCUUCAAUGUCAAGAUUGGAAGCUCUCUCUUUGCGCUUAGGCAAAUCCUUGAUGCCCGAAACCAUCAAAACCGUCAUGUCAUUUCCGAAUCUUCAAGGACUUGAGAUCCACGCUCGACACCUCGUACGAGACGACCUAGAUAAUGUUUUUCACACAGGAACCGUUGACACUUUCCCGGCGUUGCGCAAACUAGACAUCAACGCCCAUAUACCCAUCAUAGAGUUCAUAUUGCAAAACAUUUCACCAGAUACCCUUCAGUAUAUUCGCUUAGAAGCCGAGGAUCCUGAACCAGGACCUUCCUGGGACGGCUGCUUCACUCUCAUAGCCCACAAGGCUUCCAACACCCUAGAAGAAAUAACCUUAGAGCAUCAUUUCGAAAUGCUAGAACAAGAUAUAGAGUCCAAUGGAGACCCCGCUACUUCAGCCUCGGAGAGUCAAAAGGAAAACCUGCCUUUCAGUACUCUGCGUUUACUUCGCGACCUUAGACAUGUCCGUCGAUUCACCCUCGACCUGACUCUGCCACCCGCAAUAUCCGACAAGGACGUUGAGGACUUGGUUUGUUGGUGGCCUAACAUCGAACAUCUUGAGCUAGGCUCCGCGCCGCAAGUACAACCAGUCCACCCACCGCCAACCUCACAGAUGACCAUUAGAUCUCUGGCCAGCUUUGCUCGCCACUCCAAGAAACUGAGAACACUUUCAUUGCCUUUAGACCCGCACAAAAGUGGACCAGAGGACAGCGCCGACGACCUCCCAAACCUCUGCUCUACUAACAACCUGCGAACCUUGAGGAUCGGUCACCCCUCCUUACCAGAUCCCGUGGAGAUGGCCAGUUAUUUCCACCGGUUGUUUCCCCAGCUGACAGAGGUGGUCGGGCCUUGUGAGCAAGACGAAGCAUGGAUCCACACUCGGGAAGCACUAGAAAGGCUGCGAGCCCCUUCAAUCGAGUGUUAACUUAUGCGCAAUCUUAUUUCCUUCAUAACUUUUAGACGACCCUUUACGUUCACUUCCAUACCUAUAGAGGCCUGACCACGUUUAGAUUUUUAGAUUUAGAAAAGCAUUUAGAACAGCUUUUAGAUGCCAUUUAGAUUGGAGCUUUAUACAUCGUUCAUAGAAUCAUAAAUACAGAAUGUCGUCGGUAUAUUCUAUCCU